Molecule: messenger RNA, 951 nt
Organism: Arabis nemorensis
Lineage: Eukaryota; Viridiplantae; Streptophyta; Magnoliopsida; Brassicales; Brassicaceae
Source: the annotation of a GenBank genome assembly
AUGACGAACAAGGAGAAAGCGCGGGAGAGAAGGGAGAAGAGGAUGCAGGAGAUCUCUCUUCUUCGAACUAUUCCUUAUUCAGACAACCAAAGAUGGUGGUCUUCUGAAAAUGUAGCUGUGGUGACGGGUUCGAACCGAGGAAUUGGACUCGAAAUCGCUAGACAGCUUGCGGGUCACGGACUGACGGUUGUACUUACAGCCAGAAAUGUAGAUGCUGGCCUUGAGGCAGUUAAAUCCUUGAGGGACCAAGCAGAAGGUCUCAAAGUUGAAUUUCAUCAGCUUGAUGUCACGGACUCCUCUUCGAUUAGAGAGUUUGGUUGCUGGAUCAAGCAAACAUUUGGAGGUCUAGAUAUUCUCGUGAACAAUGCAGGUGUCAACUACAAUCUCGGCUCAGAUAAUUCCGUUGAAUUUGCCGAGACUGUUGUAUCUACUAAUUACUACGGAACCAAAAACAUGACAAAAGCUAUGAUCCCAUUGAUGAGACCAUCUCCUCAGGGCGCUCGUAUUGUUAACAUUAGUUCCCGGCUAGGUAGAGUAAAUGGAAGACGUAAUAGACUUGCAAAUGUAGAGUUGAGAGAUCAGCUAAGCAAUCCGGAUUUUCUGACCGAAGAACUUAUAGACGGAACUGUCUCUAAAUUCAUCAACCAAGUAAAAGACGGGACUUGGAAAUCAGGCGGUUGGCCUCAGACAUUCACCGACUACUCCAUAUCUAAGCUUGCCGUCAAUGCCUACACGAGACUAAUGGCGAAAGAACUUUCGAGUAGAGAAGAAGGAGAGAAGAUUUAUGUUAACAGCUUUUGUCCUGGUUGGGUGAAGACUGCAAUGACUGGCUACGCCGGAAAUAUGUCGCCCGAAGAUGCAGCUGAUACCGGUGUUUGGUUAAGCUUGGUCCUUUCUGAAGAGGCAGUGACUAGAAAAUUCUUUGCAGAGAGACGUGAGAUAAACUUCUGA